CUGAGCCGGUGGAGUGAAGUGUUCGGAGAAGUGGAGUCAGAGAGGGACGGACGGACGGACGGAGCGGAGCAGACAGGCUUCGGGAUUUUUAACCACCACUUUUUUUUCUUAAAGUUGUGUGGAAACAUGGAGCUCCGUCGUGUCAACGUGUUGGUGUUUUUAUUUAUUAACCACGUAUUUAUCAGCCAGUCGAAAGAACAGGUAUUGCUGGAUAUGAGAGCUUCAGGAUCAGAGUUGGGGUGGUUGACUUUGCCAUAUGAGAACGGAUGGGAGAUAGUCCAGACGGUGGUGAAUGGCUCCCUUUUCUACACCUACAGUGUUUGUAGCAUAGACUCUACUGAACAGGAUAACUGGCUACGGACGACGUUCAUCCAGCGGCGCCCGGGGACGACCCGUGUCUCCGUGGAGCUCCGUUUCGUCGUGCGAGACUGCAACACGUUUGAUGGCGCCUCUGUGGCCUGCAAAGAAACCUUCAACCUUUUCAUCUCAGAGGCCGACGCUGAUGUGGGAACCAACUUCCGCAAAACGCAGUUCCGCAAAGUGGCCACCAUCGCCCCCGAUGAGGUCACACAAGGCCGCAUGGUGAAGGUCAACACGGAAGUGAAGACGGUGGGGGAUCUGUCCAAGAAGGGCUUCUACCUGGCCUUUCAGGACAUGGGUGCUUGUGUGGCGCUGCUCUCCGUCAGAGUUUACUACAAGACAUGCCCGUCCACGGUGCAGAGCUUGGCGGCCUUCCCAGAGACGGUGGCGGACGCCCUCAGGGAGGUGGAGGGGGCCUGCGUGGAGAACGCCGUCAGUCAUGGCACCCCACGCAUCUACUGCACAGCUGAGGGCGAAUGGGUGGUUCCUGUGGGUCAGUGCCAGUGUCUCCCUGGAUUCGAAACCACCGGGGAAUCCUGCCAAGCGUGCAAGCCAGGCUACUUUAAGCCAUCUGUAUCGAGCGAGUUAUGUCGGGUUUGUCCUGAUAACACCAAGCCCUCCGCAGCCGGCGCCACUGAAUGUCAAUGUGAGGAGGGUUUCUUCCGCUCCCCCUCAGACCCUCUGACAUCUCCCUGCUCUGCCCCACCCAGUGCCCCUCGUGACCUGACCUCCAUCACCCUGCCGGCAGAGGGCAGGCUGCAGCUGUCCUGGAGCCCACCACUGGUGACCGGGGGCCGCAGCGACCUCACCUACAGCGUGGUGUGCGAGCACUGCGACGGAGCCUCAUGCGUCCCCUGCAGUGAGACGGUGCGCUUCGAGCCGGGUCCCACGGACCUGCGGGACGCCACGGUCGUCGUCACCAACCUGGAUUCUCAUCUGAACUACACGUUCACUGUGGAGGCUCACAGCGGCGUGUCGCAGUACGGCUCUGAGAGGCCCACAGAGACCAUCACCACUGCUCUGGACUACACAGAUCCCCCCAAGGUGAAGCUGAUCCAUCUGGAUGAUCGCAGCCCCACCAGUCUGUCUCUGUCCUGGACUCUGUCUCGCAGACCUCCAGCCCACAUCAGUCACCGCUACGAGCUUAUGUACCGCAGAAAAGAUGACGAUGGCGAGCGCGACGUGACCACCUACACAGUCCUGAUUUUGGAGAAAAGCUCGGUCCAGAUUAGCGACCUCACCCCAGACACUACUUAUAUGUUCAGGGUCCAGGCUCUGAGUCCUGAAGGAAACCCUGGCAGCUACAGCAUGGAACAGGAGUUUCAUACUUCACCACUAGCUGAGUCUCAGAUCCAGAACAACUCCACCAUGGUGAUGGGAGCUGUAGUCGGAGUCGCGGUCAUUCUGCUCGUUGUGGUGGCCGUCCUGCUGCUGCGUAGACGGAGACUGAGCUCUCGUGGCAGAGGUGGACCAGAGGAUCCAUACUUUUCCACAGAUCAGCUCAAGCCUCUGAAGACUUACGUUGAUCCACACAUGUAUGAAGACCCCAACAUCGCCAUCCAGAAGUUCGUCACAGAAAUUGACCCGAGUGCAGUCAACAAACAGAAAGUCAUCGGCAUAGGAGAGUUUGGCGAAGUGUUCCGCGGAGUGAUGAAGACCCCUCUGCGGGGAGAGGUGGCCGUGGCAAUCAAGACCCUGAAGCCGGGCUACUCGGAGAAACAGAGGCAGGACUUCUUGAGCGAGGCCAGCAUCAUGGGGCAGUUCUCGCACCCAAACAUCAUCCGCCUGGAGGGAGUGGUCACCAAAUUCAAGCAUGCGAUGAUAGUGACUGAAUACAUGGAGAACGGGGCUCUAGACACAUAUCUGAAGGACCGUGAUGGAGAGAUUCCCUCAUAUCAGUUGGUGGGAAUGCUGCGUGGAAUCGCUGCCGGCAUGAAAUACCUCUCUGACAUGAGCUACGUCCAUCGUGACCUUGCAGCAAGAAACGUCCUGGUGAACAGCAACCUGGAGUGCAAAGUGUCCGACUUCGGCCUUUCGCGUGUGCUGGAGGACGACGCCGAGGGCACCUACACAACCAGAGGAGGUAAAAUCCCCAUCCGCUGGACCGCCCCCGAGGCCAUCGCGUACAGGAAAUUCACCUCAGCCAGCGACGUGUGGAGCUUCGGCAUCGUCAUGUGGGAAGUCAUGGCAUUUGGAGAACGGCCCUACUGGGACAUGAGCAACCAUGAGGUCAUGAAGGCUAUCGACGAGGCCUACAGGCUUCCCGCUCCGAUGGACUGUCCGUCCGCUAUCUACCAGCUCAUGCUCCAGUGUUGGCAGCACGACCGCUCCAAACGACCUCGCUUCUCGGACAUUGUCAACAUUUUGGACAAACUGCUCCGAAACCCAGAGUCUCUGAAAAGCAUAGCUGACUUUGACCCACGAGUGUCCAUCCGCCUGCCGAGCACCAGCGGCUGCGACGGCACCAUGUUCAGGUCCGUGCCCGAGUGGCUGGACUCCAUCAAAAUGGGCCAGUACAGCGAAAGCUUCAGCCGCGCGGGGAUCACGACCAUGGAGCAGGUGCUCGCCUUGAGGCAUGAAGACAUCAGGAAUAUUGGCGUGCGGCUGCCCGGUCACAUGAAGAGGAUAGCCUACAGCAUCCUGGGCCUGAAAGACGAGACCAGCUCCCUCAGCGUGUUUGCAGUGUGAUCUAAGCAUUCCUCCAAAUCAAAGUGCACUGACCGACCAUGCCAUUUCACUCACGGACGAGCAGGACUGAAACAGGAGGGAGGGAGGGAGGGAGGGGGUGAAACCGAGCUACUCUCGGCACAGCGUGGCACGACUGAAGAGGACCCUCCAAGCCACUCAGAAAGGACUGAGACUGAAAACACUUAUGUACUUUAUGAUACCAGAAAAUAAAUAAUUUAUCUUAUCAUGUAAAAAUGUUUCGUAUGUUGAACAUAAACACAUUACGUGAUGCAGUAAACAAAUGUGAGACAAUGUGAGAGUGAUCGGCUUUGUAUUUUCUGAAUGACUGAAACAUUAAGGCUCUUUAUGAUUAAGGGCUUUGUCUUCCAAGCACUCACUUUAUCCUGCCAGUUUCUCUGGAUCUCUAAAUCAGUUUGUUUUGCUACAGUUUCUGCGAUCAAUGAGAGAAUGUUUUAAAAUUUGGAAUAAUUGUUCCACUCAGGGCAAAAAAUCACACAUUCUUGUUUUGUAGUUAGUCUCUGUAUCACAUGAUGCAUCUUCUUCUAGUCUUUUGUUUGUUUACACCAUGUCUUAAUACAACUGUCCAUUUUUAUUUAUUAUUUAUUUUAUUUUGUAUUUAUGGCAUUUGUUACAGGAGAAAUAACUCUGAUCUGGCGCAUGUUUGCCAGGCGGUGUAUUUUUAUGUUUAAAUAAAAUCAGUGUUGCCUGUGACUGGAUCACUUCCUUGUA
Messenger RNA from Lates calcarifer (barramundi perch), 3777 nucleotides. Its product is annotated as ephrin type-A receptor 2-like. Gene Ontology annotation, biological process: protein phosphorylation; axon guidance; cell surface receptor protein tyrosine kinase signaling pathway. Lineage: Eukaryota; Metazoa; Chordata; Actinopteri; Centropomidae. Gene Ontology annotation, molecular function: transmembrane-ephrin receptor activity; ATP binding; protein binding. Gene Ontology annotation, cellular component: neuron projection; plasma membrane. The record is from RefSeq and is a predicted model, not a curated record.